AGUGUUCAUGAUGGAUGUUUUUCACUGAACUCGUGAUGUGCCGCUCCCUUGAAAAAAUGAAAGUGAAAGUGUUUAGUUUUUGUGUGACCAUUUUUAACAGACGGAAUCUAUCAUUUAUAACGCAGAACAGCUUCAUAUCUUUAUCGGAGUAGAUUCAAAACGCUUAGCCAGGGCUUGACAAAAUAGCUGCAGUAUGGCAGAGGAGCGAGUAAAGGACUCUCUCGCAGAGAAACACAGUGUGAGAUCAGGAUCAUGUGUGUCCAGCUCUGUGUCUCUGAAGAGGGACAGGUCUAAAGAAUUGAAUCCCCCACACCUCAGUGAGAAAACACCAUCAUUUGCCAAAAGUGUGAGAUCAGGAUCAUGUGUGUCCAGCUCUGUGUCUCUGAAGAGUGACUGGUCAAUGAGUGAACCACCAGAGUUCAGUGAGGAAACACCAUCUUCUGCCCAAAGUGUUGAAUAUGAGUUACCAGAUUCAGGAGACGAAACUCACAGGAGCAACAAGAGUGUCUCAGACAAUCUCCAGUGGAUCUUCCAGAAUCUUGAGAGCAAAAUUAUCAGAUUUCUGAAGAAUGAACUGGAAAAGUUUAAGAAAAUCUUACAAGACGAAAACAGAGAAGACUUUCAAACAGACUUUAAUGAGAACAGAUGCUCUAUCACAGAAGCAGCUCUUGAUCUCACACUCUUCUUUCUGAGAGAGAUGAAGGAAGAUGAAGCUGCUGAUACUCUCGAGGAUGAGCUGUUCUUCAUUAAUCAGCUUAAAUGUAGCCUCAAUAAGACAUAUCAAAGUGUGUUUGAAGGAAUUGCUCAGCAAGGAGACCCCACACUUCUGAAUAACAUCUACACCGAUCUCUAUAUCACUCAGGGUGCGAGUGAACAGGUCAACACUGAACAUGAGAUAAGACAGAUUGAAGCUGCUUCCAGACGUCAUCAGUCACUAGAGAUCCAGACUGAAUGCAAACAUUUGUUUGAAGCACCUGAACAAGACGAGGAGAUCAGAACUGUCCUGACAAGAGGAGUUGCUGGCAUUGGGAAAUCAGUCUCUGUGCAAAAGUUUGUUUUGGAUUGGGCUGAAGGAAAAGAAAAUCAAGACAUCAGCUUCAUAUUUCCUCUUCCAUUCAGAGAGAUGAAUUUAAUGGAGAAAGAAAAGCAAAGUUUAAAAGACCUCAUAAGUCAGUUUUUCCCAGAGACUAAAGGACUGAACCUUACAAGAAGCACACGAUUCAAAGUCCUGUUCAUCCUUGAUGGAUUGGAUGAAUGUCGUCUUCCUCUGAACUUUGCUGGUAAUGAGACGUGUCGUGAUGUAUCUUCAGCAGUCUCUCUAGAUGUUCUCCUGACGAACCUCAUCAAGGGAAAUCUGCUUCCUUCUGCUCUCAUCUGGAUCACCAGCAGACCAGCAGCUGCCAGUAAGAUUCCUGCUGACUGUAUCGACCGGCUGACAGAGAUACGAGGAUUCAAUGAUGCCCAAAAGGAGGAGUACUUCAGAAAGAGACUCACAGAUCAGAAUCAGGCCGGAGAAAUCAUUGAUCACAUUAAACAUUCAAAGAGUCUCUUUAUUAUGUGCCACAUCCCAAUCUUCUGCUGGAUUUCAGCCACUGUUCUACAGAACAUUUUGAAGGAGAACAGAAAUAUUGAACUAAAACACUGGGCUUAUGCUGAAACCCUGCAGGAAUCUCCCAAGACUCUGACACAGAUGUACACACACUUUCUCCGCUUUCAGAUCCAGCAGAGCAGACGAAAGUAUGACGGAGAAAACACACCAGAUAUUUCCUGGGAUCCAAACUUCAUGCUUUCACUGGGGAAACUGGCCUUCCAGCAGCUGGAAAGAAACAAUGUGAUCUUCUAUGAGAGCGAUCUGAAAGACUGUGGCAUUGACGUCUAUAAGGCAUCGGUGUACUCAGGCAUGUGUACCCAGAUCUUUAAAGUGGAGACGGGAAUCAUUCGUGGUACCAUGUACUGCUUUCUUCACUUGAGCAUUCAAGAGUUCAUUGCAGCCCUUUAUCAACAUCUGUUUCUAGACAUCCACAAGAAACGAGCAGAAAAAAGCAGAAAUAAGGCUAUGUGGAAUUUGCUGAAGACCUCAGUGGACAAGGCUCUGGAAAGUGAGAAUGGACAUCUGGACCUUUACCUUCGCUUCCUUCUCAGUCUUUUACUCCAGUCCAAUCGACAACUCUUACGAGGCCUGUUGACACAGCAGGAUGACAGAGACCAGAGCAAAAAGAAAAUAAUUGCAUACAUCAAGCAGAAACUUAAAGGAAAUCUGUCUCCAGAGAGAUCCAUCAAUCUGUUCUACUGUCUGAAUGAACUGAAUGAUCAAACUCUGCUGAAAGAGAUUCAGUCUCACCUCAGUAGAGGAAGUCUGUCAUCUGCUCGCCUUUCACCUGCCCAGUGGUCUGCUCUGGUCUUUGUGUUGUUGACCUCAGAGGAGAAGCUGGAGGAGUUUGAGCUUCAGAAAUUCCAGAGAUCAGACGAGUGUCUCAUCAGACUAUCAGCAGUCAUCAAAACCUCCAAAAGAGCUCUACUACAGGGCUGUAAUCUCACUGUUCAGUGCUGUGAGAGUUUGUCUUCAGCUCUACAAUCCUCAAACUGUGUCCUGAGAGAGCUGGACCUGAGUAACAAUGACCUGCAGGAUUCAGGAGUGAAGCUUCUCUCUGAUGGACUGAAGAGUCAACACUGUAAACUGGAGACACUGAGAUUAUCUGGCUGUAUGGUGACAGAGGAAGGCUGUGGUUUUCUGUCUUCAGCUCUGACUUCAAACCCCUCACACCUGAGAGAGCUGGAUCUGAGCUACAAUCAUCCAGGAGAUUCAGGAGUCAAGCUGCUCUCUGAACAACUGGAGGAUCCAAACUACACACUGGACAAACUCAAUCUGGAUCAUGGAGGAGACGUGAGGAUUACAGCAGGACUGCACAAAUAUGUCUGUUUCCUCACACUGGAUCCAAACACAGCACACACUCGACUCAUACUGUCUGAGGAGAACAGAGAGGUGAAGAGUGUGUUAGAGGAUCAGCCGUAUCCUGAUCAUCCAGACAGAUUUGAUGAUUAUCUUCAGGUGUUGUGCAGAGAGAGUGUGUGUGGACGCUGUUACUGGGAGACUGACUUGAGUGGAGAUUAUGUGUAUAUAUCUGUGUUAUAUAAGAGCAUCAGGAGGAAGGGACGAGGUGAUGAGUGUGUGUUUGGAUUUAAUGCUCAGUCCUGGAGUUUGAGCUGCUCUUCCUCCAGAUUCUUAUUCAGACACAAUGACACACACAUUGAACUCCCAGUGAAGCCGCUCAGCAGGAGAAUAGGGGUGUUUGUGGAUCACAGUGCAGGAACUCUGAUCUUCUACAACAUCUAUAGAGACACAAUGAGCCUCAUCCACUCAGUCCAGACCACAUUCACUGAGCCGCUCUGGCCUGGGUUUGGGGUUUAUCCUGGAUCAUCAGUGAAACUGAGCUGAAGACUGACGAGAGAUUUACCCAGAAUCUUCUGCAGGAGCAGUCAGCAGCUCUGUGUGUGUGUGUGUGUGUGU
Molecule: messenger RNA, 3508 nt
Organism: Danio aesculapii
Lineage: Eukaryota; Metazoa; Chordata; Actinopteri; Cypriniformes; Danionidae
Product: NLR family CARD domain-containing protein 3-like
Exons: 11
Coding region: 194-3436 (1080 amino acids)
Molecular function (GO): protein binding
Source: RefSeq, a predicted model, not a curated record